Messenger RNA from Polychytrium aggregatum, 725 nucleotides. RefSeq lists its product as uncharacterized. The record is from RefSeq and is a predicted model, not a curated record. The transcript has a single exon. The coding region runs from base 193 to 648 and encodes 151 amino acids. NCBI's taxonomy places the organism in Eukaryota, Fungi, Chytridiomycota, Chytridiomycetes, Polychytriales.
GCCGUGAUCAACGGGCCCAGAACAGCGCCACCCCGUGCGCCCAAAACGGGGUUCAUUGGGCGUCGUCGUUUGCUUGUUUGCUGGCUGACUUGCUUGCCGAUCGCCUGUCCCCGCCUUGCCCGACACACUCCGUCCCCAAUCCAUCUCAAGUCCAACCCGAAUAACACCACACAGGCUACGCCCACAUCUGCCAUGGCCACAUACCCAGCCGAAUCCGCACAGACCGAGCAGCUCGCAAGCCAGAUCGGGCAAGUCGUCCGGUCGCUGGACGGACUCGUGGUCCAAACGGCGGCGUUUGUCCAGAACUUGGUUUACCCCAGCACCGUCGACCUCCUGGCGUGGCUCCAAGACGCAUAUCGCCCAGGAGACAGUGGACAACAGCAACUCCUGUUGCUGCUGCUACCGAGCCGGCUCAAGUCGAUUGCCCUGGAAUGGGGCGAACAGUAUGCCUUGGACUCUUCACACCUGUUGGUGAUUUACGCUGUGUUGGCGGUGCUGGCGUUCAUGUUUCUGCUCUUUGUCUGGUUUGUGAUUCAGAGCAUAUUCAAGAUGGUGUGGCGGAUGGUCAAGCUGACGACGUACGCUCUGCUGUUUGUUGGAGUCUAUGUCUACUUGGUCCAGCCGCUGAUUCAAUUCACGGCCCGCUGACGGCUGGCCCGGCAGACAAGGCUUGCGGGGGGAUAUCCGAGAGCGCCUUUGUUUUCUGAAUACAUUUCCAUCACCAC